AUGUUUAUUAGAAAUUUAAGACGAGCCUUUUUUUCUAAAAUUGAAUUCAUGUAAUAAAUGAAAGCAGAUAUUAAAAGCUUUGAAAGUAGUAAUUAUUUUGAAAAAAUACUGCCAAGAAAAUUUAAUUUGAAUGAUUCAUAAUUUUGUAAAACAGAUGAUGUUUAAACUCUCACAAAUAGCAUCAGCAAUCCAAUAUAUGAUUUAUUAGAUAGAGGAGGUAAAAGAUGGAGACCAGCAUUUUGUUUUUUAAUAGCAGAUUUAUUUAAAAGAAAUCAUUAAGAAUUAUAUGAAGUAGCAUCAUUAGUGGAAUUAAUACAUAAUGCUACUUUAGUAAUUGAUGAUAUUGAAGAUGAUAGUAUUGUGAGAAGAAAUGAUAAAUGUGUUCAUAUUAAGUACGGAUUAGAUGUAGCAGUGAAUGCAGCUAAUUAUGUCUAUUUUGCUCCAUUACAUUAUAUUUUAGAUUCUACAAAUUAUUCUGAUGAGAAAAAAAUGAAAAUUUUAACUGUAUGUUUAAAAAAUAUGAAAAUUGUUCAUUUUGGUUAAGCUUGGGAUAUUGUUUGGCAUAAAUAGAAUAGUGAUAUUAUACCAACAGAAGAAUAAUAUUUUAAAAUGGCAGAAUGUAAGACAGGAGCAUUAGCUUGUAUGGCAGCUUAAUUAUCUUGUAUUGUUUUAGAUUAAGAUGAAAAGAUUGGAUAAGCAUUGGCCAAAUUUGCAAUAUAAAUUGGAGUUGCUUUUUAAAUUCAAGAUGUAUUAUUAUUGAAUUGAAUUGAUAGGAUAUAUUAAAUCUAAGUGGAGGUGAAAAAUAUAAGAAAACUAAAGGAUAUUUAGGAGAAGAUAUUCAUGAAGGGAAAUUCUCUCUUAUUGUUAUUCAUAGUUUAAACAAAUAAAAAGGAAAACUAUUUGAGAUACUUAAAUCUAGAACAAAUGAUUAAGCAUUAAUUAAUGAAGUGAUAAUAAAUAGUAAGGUUUUAGGCUAUUUCUAUUAUUAAAUAAACAGGAAGUUUAGAAUAUGCUCAUUCAAGAUCUCUAGAAAUUAUUGAAGAAGCAUGGAAAGAAGUAGAACUAUUAUAAUUCUAACAUCCUGAAGUUAAAAAUAAAUUAAGAGAUUUUGCUAAAUAUUUAAUAGAAAGAGAUAUUUGA
Molecule: messenger RNA, 1140 nt
Organism: Paramecium sonneborni
Lineage: Eukaryota; Ciliophora; Oligohymenophorea; Peniculida; Parameciidae
Source: the annotation of a GenBank genome assembly